UGACAUUCCAUCGCUUUCCCCACCCCAUGGAUGGAGUACCACACCAGAUCCGAUCAGAUCAGAUCAGCAGAUCACCAAGUCUCCUUCACACUCCCACUCCAGCGGCAGCUGAGCAGAGAGCUCCACCGCCGCCGGCCACCAUGAGUUCUCACCACCGCUACGCCCACCUCCUCGACGACCCCUUCUUCCCCUUCCCACCGCCGUCCUCCUCCUCCUGCCCCUUCCUCUCCCCACCCGCCGCUUCCUCCACCUGCCCAUUCUUCGCCCUCGACUCCCCCUUCGCUGCUGACCCUUUCCAUCUCCACCCCUUCCUCCCCACGCCGCCCACUAGCUCCCUCCUCGACCCCUUCCUCCUCCACACCCUCACCGACCGCGUCUCCCAACUCGAGCUCGCCCUCGCCGCCCGCGCCCCACACCCCAGGCCCACCAGCAGGAAGUGCACCUAUGUCACCGAGUCCACCGGCCGCAAGGUCAAGUGGACCACCGAGGACAAGCCUCGCGCCGGCGAGAGGGUGCUCAAGUGGGAGGCUGAGCUCGACUCCCCCUACGACGAUGGAUUCGACCGCAAGUGGAAGUGGGAGGCCAAGGCCAAGACCGCCUCCGCUGCUGCCACCAAGCUCAAGUGGGCCACCCACCUCAAGGGCAAGGGUUGCCUCGAGCCAUGGUCACACUCCUACACCUGGGAGGAGGACUUCUCUGCCACCGACGACGACGACGACGAGGAGAUCGAGGACCAACUCCAUCACAAGGCCCUGCAGGAUCACAGCAAGCUCAAAACCAAGGCCAAGGACGACAAGAAGAAAAAGAAGAAGGACAACAACACCGUGGUGGUCAACAAGGAGCAGAAGAAAUGCCCCUUCUCCGUCAAGAUCGAGGAGAUCCCACCUGAGGAGGACAACACCGCUGGAUGCGUCGCCAUUAGAAAGGCUUUUGCAUUGGGCAAUGGCAAGGCAAAGAAGAAGGAACUGUCCCCACAGGAUGCGGCAUUGCUGAUCCAGUUGAACUACAGGGCUCACCUGGCACACCGUUCACAGGUGCUUCGCUGCCUGCGUGAUCUGGCUGUGGCUAAGGCCAAGCUCAAGGAGAUCAGGUCCCUCUUCUAUAACAUCUCUUACAGGCAUCGCAUGGCACAUGACCAUGAAGAGCGCCAAAGGUUCACUGAGAAAAUCAUCGUGCUGCUGCUCACUGUAGAUGCGCUUGAGGGUCCUGACUACAUGGUGAGGACAGCAAAGAAGUCUAUGCUUGAUGAACUUGAAGGUAUGCUGGAGAUUGUGGACCCUCAGCCACCAGGGAAGCAGAGGUCGUUGACCCGCAGGAAGUUCGAUCUUCCAGAAGGAGGGCCGAUCACAGAUGAGAAGAUGGCCGGUGUGAACAAUGCAGUCAAAGUCAUCCAAAAGGGAAAGAAGUAAGAGGCCAUAUCUCAUCUCGUCUAGUGGUUAUCACGCAUAUGAUGGAGCUUGUAGCACUGUAUCAUCAUCAUCAUCAUUGUAGCACUGUGAUAACCACCGUUGUUGUUUUCAGUUUGUUGAGGAACACAUUGUGCACUAUGCAUGGUAGUCUGAUUGUGCUAGCUAGCAAGCACUAAGCAGCUGUUUGGUCCGGACGUCCAGCCAUUUUAUUUGCUUUGUACUCGUAUGCUGUUGUUAUCCAGAUGUUGUUGUUGCUCUUGUUAGGAUCUCUGUCGGCUGUUAAACUGCCAAGAUGCCCUAGUUCCAUUUAAGCUGAGCACUGCCGCACUGGAUGUGUGUGCGCCUGUGCGUGCCUAUGGGCUAUGGUGUCGUUGUGGCCUUCAUCGGGCCUGCUUAGUUAAUUAAUUGCUUCCCUGA
Oryza sativa Japonica Group (Japanese rice) is the source of this 1826-nucleotide messenger RNA. RefSeq names its product BAG family molecular chaperone regulator 7. Gene Ontology annotation, biological process: protein folding. Lineage: Eukaryota; Viridiplantae; Streptophyta; Magnoliopsida; Poales; Poaceae. The record is from RefSeq and is a predicted model, not a curated record. Gene Ontology annotation, cellular component: plasmodesma.